AUGGCCUCCAUUGACCUUCAGAUCCUGGGACUCGUCCUGACGCUGCUCGACUGGGUGAAUGCCCUGGUGUCCUGCACCCUGCCCAUGUGGAAGGUGACCGCCUUCAGCAGCAGCAGCAUCACGGUGGCCCAGGUCAUGUGGGGAGGGGCUGGCCAGAUGCAAGGCGUACGACUCGACUCGCUGCUGUCCCAGAACCUGCAGGUUGCCUGUGCCCUCUGCGUCAUCCCCCUCCUGGUCGCCCUGCGUGGCCUGCAGGUCUACAUCACAGGGGCCAAGUGUACCACGUGUGUGGAGGACAAGGAUGUCAAGAUUCGUCUGAUGCUCACCUCCGGGAUCAUCUUCAUCAUCUCAGGUAUGCUGGCUUUCAUCCUGACCUGCUGGACUGCCAACUCCAUCAUCCAGGACUUUUACAGCCCCUUGGUGGCUGAGGCUCAGAAGAAGGAGCUGGUGCCUCUGGCCUGUUGUUGCUAG
Molecule: messenger RNA, 471 nt
Organism: Elephantulus edwardii (Cape elephant shrew)
Lineage: Eukaryota; Metazoa; Chordata; Mammalia; Macroscelidea; Macroscelididae
Product: claudin-6-like
Exons: 1
Coding region: 1-471 (156 amino acids)
Biological process (GO): bicellular tight junction assembly; cell adhesion
Cellular component (GO): plasma membrane; bicellular tight junction
Molecular function (GO): structural molecule activity
Source: RefSeq, a predicted model, not a curated record